ACAAGAAGAAGAGCCCACAAAAUGGCGACUUAUAUGUGUGAAGCAUGACUCUAAAAAUCAAUGAGAAUGGCUGCAUCUGCCGAGGAAGUAACAUUUGGAGACUUCAGUGCUCUUUGCUUAGAGGAGUAUCAAGCCAUCUUCCAGGAACCCUUGCAAAGCUCUGAUGUAGAGUUUCCAUGGGAUGACAAAAGCGUUGGAAGGAGCAGUGUGCCAAGUGGAAAUGUUGGUAGUGCUAACUGUACCCUCAGCCAGCAAGCUUUCUUGAAACAGCCAAUACUACAGAGUACUCCAGUUGUUGGUAACAUUGUGGCUACAUCGGAGCUUUGCUACGAGGGUCGUCAAAACUGUCACCAUGACUUGGCCAACAAUUCCUCCAGCACAGGUGUACUAGUCACCAGGGAAUAUCCAGAAGUCCAUUCUCAGCAGUGGGUCAACCAGUCAGCUGGGGUUGCAGCCUCUGAACCCCUGGACCACAGCUCUGCCGGAGUCGACGAUACCGACCAACAACUGGAACAAGGCCUCAAGAAGAGACGCAACAAGAAAAAGCGUGAUCCAGAGUACUACAAAAGCUACUAUGAUCGUAUGCAGGGUAGCUUGGACAAUGAUAGCGGGGCUGAUAGUGGAAGUGCAAAAGAGGACUCUAAAUAUGGUGGGACGGUAGAGUAUGUUCCCCCAUCAGCACCUGUCGAGCAGAAUCAAUACACAUCUGAAGUGAAUGCAGCCCCUGCUCUUAGUUAUGAAUAUAAUGCAGAUGAAAAGAGCACAGAGAGAACUAGUUCAUAUGUUGAAUCGGUAUAUCCAAGCACUAGCUAUGUGCCUACAAGAACAGCAGAUAUGUCUGAUGAUAAACAGAUCACAUCAGAUUAUAGUGAGGAAUCUGUGCCAUCAUAUGUUAAUGUUAACAUGCCUGCUGUAGAGGCUGUGGAUGUAGAUGAUGGCAAUGUGAACAAUGAUCUUGCCAAUACCGAGCAAGACAAUGACGUUGCUUCCAGUGAGCCACCUGUCCCCACCAUACACAUAUCACCCAUUGAGAACACAACACCAAACGUGCAAAGCAGCACUUCCCUUGAUGAGAGCUUUCCUACUGCUACGGCAGAAGGAUCUGGUGAACAGCCAGCUGCAGCACCGGCCUCUGCCGCUCCUCCUCCAGUCAAGUCUUGGGCAAGUCUCUUCAAAGGAAGCUCUGGAGGUCAAGGACAGCCACCCAGUACACCAUAUGUGGCUAUCAGUGUUGUCACUGAGCCAUCUCCUGGAGAGGUGUCAGAUGAUGGAUCCGUCUCUUUGGUCACAACUGAUAAAGAUCCACAUGCCAAGAGAUUAGGAGAACACUUGAAUAAAGUGAUCCCGUCACACCAUCCCAUGAACCUGCAGCCACGUGGUCUCAUUAAUACAGCCAACUGGUGCUACAUCAACAGUAUUCUUCAAGCAUUAUUAUCUUGCCCACCAUUCUAUCACAUUAUGAAGAAUAUGCCUCUCAACCAUGGAGUACGCAAGUCAAGCUCAACCCCCAUGCUUGAUGCCAUGUAUCAAUUUCUGAAGGAGUUUCAGGAGAUUAAGGGUAAGCGCUCACCCCAAGACCUGCGCCCUGGUACGUGCUUUGAGCCAACAGUCAUCUAUCAAAUGCUUUCUGUUGCCAAUACUUCUCUUUCUGUGAAGCAUGGUCGCCAAGAGGAUGCAGAAGAGUUCUUGUCAUGCUUGUUGAAUGGUCUCCAUGAUGAGAUGACUUCGCUCAUUCAGCUUUACAAUGGAGAAGACGUUAAUGCCAUCGAUCCCAAACAGAAUGGCCCAUCAUCAUCAUCUGUGGCAGUCGCUAAUGGUGAUGUUGGUAAUGGUCAUCAGGAGGAAUGUAGUGAUGAUGAUGAAUGGGAGCAGGUCGGACCACGGAACAAGUCCAGCAUCACAAGAAAGGCUCAGUUCUCAAGUUCUCCUCUAUCUAAGAUCUUUGGAGGUAUCAUGAGAUCUGCUCUUCAUCAACAUGGCUCUAAAGAGUCUGCUACUCUGCAGCCAUUCUUCUCUCUCCAGCUAGACAUUCAGUCUCCAGACAUCUGGAACCUGAAGGAUGCCUUGGAUAACCUUGGAAAUAAGGAAUCUGUCCAUGGAUUCAUGUCAAACAAGACCAAGAAAGAAGUUGAAGCUUUCCGUCGUGUCACUCUUGAAGAACUUCCACCGGUCCUCAUUCUACAUCUGAAGAGGUUCCUCUAUGAUAAGUCAGGAGGAUGCCAGAAACUGAUGAAGAAGAUUGAUUAUGGCAUGGAGAUCGAAAUCAAUAAAGACCUCAUCUCUCCAAACACCAAGUCUCGAAUUGGAGGGGUUCAAAGAACUUACAAGCUUUUUGCAGUUGUGUACCACACAGGCAAAGAAGCAUCAGGAGGUCAUUACAUAACAGAUGUCUAUCACGUAGGAUCCAGUGGAUGGCUCCGUUGUGAUGAUAGUAUCGUCAAGCCGGUCAAGGCCCUACAGGUCACCAAGCCUCUAUCAACGUGUAUACCUUACUUGCUCUUCUAUCGUAGGAAAGACCUGCUUACAAAACCUACAACUUCAUGAAAGUGAAUGAAUCUUGGAUUCAACAACUUGUAUGGAGAUACUUAAUGGAUUUCAAUUUUUGGUGAUAAAGGAACUACUGUUGAGCCACUUUUGAGGGAUGUAUUUUUGAUGAUUUUUUGACAGCAUGGUCAAAACACUUGCUCUGAAUACUAUGCCAGUUAUAGAAUGUCUAAAGCAUUUUCUUUGCUAUUUUUUUCCUCCUUUUCUGUUUGAUUGUCGACGAUAUGAUGUGAUUGAGAACAUUGCACAGAAUGCUUAUAGCGAGAAUGGAUCCUCUCGAUUACAAACUUCUGUAUCGCUGCAAGAAGGUGUACUAUGCUCUUCUGAUGAUUAUAAUUAUGACCUCAUUGGAUGAUGACGCCAGCUCUCUGACUGGUAACGGGAAGUUGCAAAUUUACGUGUGUGAAAGCAAAUGUCUGCUUUGCAUAACUGUGAUAUAUUAGUGUUACAAUGAUCAAUUACAGAUGGUGUGUUGAUUAUUUGGAAUCUGCCCAAUCACUUGCAAAGAGGAAAAAUCGUUCUCUAAAACCAACAGACUGCUCAAGGAACCUGACUUUUCCCAGAGUUUGCAGUUUAUGGAAUAAUCAUUCACCUUUACCCUGAUGGCUCUAUUUGACUAAUUAUGUUGCUCAGAGGAAGAUCAUCUUGUGCCAUUUGAAUCUCACCUUGCAAUAUUGGAAUAGGAAGCAAAUUACGAUAUCUAAACUUCAUCAUCAAGGGGUGGUUAGAGGACAUGAUCCUUCAGAUGUAUAAUGAAUCAUCUUCUUCAUGUUGAUGGGAUAAUGUAAAAAUAAAGUACUGUCCUGCUAUGUAAAGGAAUAUGUGUGAUGCAUGAUAAUUUGAGUUGAUAUAUUAGUAGGCUUUCUUCCUUUCUGACAGGCAAAGCUUGAUUUUUUGUUUGAAGAAUGAUUAGAACUUGUCAUUACUUUGUGGACACAGUCAUUGGUCUGAUAGGUAUGUAGAAGCAUUUUUUUUUCAAGAUAUAGAAACUGUAUCACUUGAGAAAGAUAAUCUGUAAGAAUACUUAAGAGCAAAUAUGUAUACUAUAUAAGUAGAAUGGUUCUAGUUUAUAAACUAGAAGGCAGGCCCAAAAGAGGUCAAGGUUAACUGAAUUAUUUUUGUGAUGCUUCUACGCACUGACUUUAAUGCAACUCGCAUAAUAAUGUGAAGCUCACAUGUAUUUGUUAUGUGAUAUUAUUAUGAAGGGAUUAUUAACCCUCUUUUAAACUGUCUCCUACUUUUUUUUCUCUGAUUACUUUUUUCCUCUAGAUUAUUGGUCAUUAUUAUUUGUUUGAAUAGAUUUGUUGUUGGUAUCACAUGUUAAGAAAUAAAUGGUGAAUUCAAUAUUGAUGAGAUAUUUUGUAUGUGUAUGUACAAGCAUUGACUUAAUCUGAUUUCUGCAUUGCUCCGUGAAGUUAUUUAAGUAAUAUAUAUUUAAAGCUAAUAAAUGAUAUUGAUCCAGUAUAAUUAAAGAUAUUUAUAUUUUCCUUCUAAUUAUUAUUCUUCUUUUCUCCCUGUGAUUUUGAUUUCAAAGUUAAUUACUAAACAGUAACUAUACUGUACAUGUAAAAUGAUAAAAGUUGGAUUUGAAGGAAUUUAAUUGUAAAAAUAAUGAAAAGUUUGGGAGAAAAGUGAAAACUAGUUGAUUUAUGAAAUUUGUACAUAGUGUAAAUCAUAUAGUGUUACAGUCGACUCUGAGAUAAUAUCAAUAGUGUGUCUGUGAGUGAAAAAUCUUUAUUCUAUCAUUUAUUUUAUCAUGUGCAACUUUGAUGAUGGGCCUUUCUAGGAGAUGUGAACACAUUUAAAAUGUGUCACUUGUGGCAUUGCCAACAAUUAUUCACAUGCAUGUAUUUUGUCAAAAAGAGCAUACAUGUGAAUUAUAAACAUUGUGUAAUACAGUACACAAUGAAUGGACAAAGUACACAAUAGAUGGAAUUGCUUAGAUUGGGAUAAUUAUAAAAAUAAAUGAAAAAAAAAGCUGGGGAUGAUGUUCUUUCGUUGGAAUUUAUUACCGAGAGCUCUGCGAAGAUUUUUGCGAGCAAUAAAUAUGAAUAAAACAUCCUUGUGAUACGUUUCAUUAAAUAAAAGUAUAAAAGUCGCUGAUCAUUGAUACAUGUCACCUUCAGUAGGAAACAUAAAUACUUGAAAAAUAUCAUAUUUUGUAUGUUCACUUGUUGCUAGCCAUUUAUAAAGUAUAUUAGAUAUGUUUCAAAUGUAUAAAUAUUGAGAAACCCUGACAUUACUGCUUGUGUAAUCUCUGUUGGGCAAGCCAAUGGUCAUUUAAUGACUGAUUUAUAUCUUCUUUCUAACAAUACAACAAGCGAAACGAUGUUGAAAUAUUCAGAAGACAUUUGAAAACUGUCAUUGCUUCUCAAUGUUUCAAACAGAAUGAUUUAUCAUAUGCUUGCAUAAGAACAUGAAUUCCUGAAUAAUUAUGUACAUGUUCUUGCUAAAUGCUGUGUGUACAGAGUUUUCCCCAUGUUGAAUGAAAGUAUAAAAUAUUGCCCUUGUUGUACUUCCAAUUUGCUCAAAUAUUUGUGUAACUUUCAUGCUAAAAGAAAACUCUCAAGUGCCUUAUUUUCCAUAGUCUUAUUACAUAUUCUGUAAAGGAGCACAAGUUUGUCACAUCAGUUCAAAAUUUGUUGUUAUUUUGAAGUGCCGGUAGCUUUGAUAGUUUUCUUGAGCUUGAAAUGCUCUCAUGUGCAAAUGAAAAGAUCAUCGAUUCUUUACUGAUUGGAACUUUAAAAACAAAAUCUGAAGGUAUAAUGCAGAUUUUCUGUUUUUUUUUUUUUUUCUUCUUGAUAAUAAAUGGUUGGGGAAUUCACAAUGAUCUGUGUUUUUUUAUGACAGGAUUGAAAUCAAAUACAUGUAGGCAGUGAUCUACAGUAUACUACUUGUAUACUUUAUCUGUGGGAAUAUGAACAUGUAUGUUUUGGGGGUUAUUUUUCUUAGGAAUGAUAAAUCAAUGGUUUUCUGAAUGAUUAGCAUGUGUUUCCAUGUUGUAACCCCGGACAUCAAGGCCAUUCGUGCACAUUCUACCCCUCCUCGGAAAUAGUCCUUUCAUGGCUAGCAUGAGGAGGUAUAACAUUUUACUAUAAAAAUAUAUUUGAUAUUUCACCAGGGGAGCAUUUCAUGGACAUUUGGUGUCCGACAACUAGUCGGAUCUGACAACUCUUCUUGAAUUUGAUUGGCUGAGAAGCACCGUUAUUAUGGUAACUGUCAGAUAAAACAAACUUGUUAGAUAGAAUGUCUGACAAGUCCUUUCAUGAAACGCUCCCCAGCUGGCCGUACUUUGGACGUGGAGUGUCAUAAUGUACACGUUUAUAAAUGCCUCGUAUGAAUACCGAGGUACAUGUACUUUGAUUGUUAUGGAUUUCAACUUUGACCUGUAAUGAGUGCUCUGUAUUGUUAGAACCAGAGGCCCUGUUCAUGAACAUGCUGUCAAUUGAAAAGAAAGAUGUCAAGCAAAUCAUGGUAGGUUUUUUCACUUAUUUUUUCUGUUUUGUGUCAUGCAUACCAUUACCAACAGUGAUUUGUAACAGAACGUAUCUUUUCAUCAAGCCAUACAUGUAAACAUACCUUCCAUAACCUGGUAAAUUGCAUUCGCAGGGAAUAAGUGAUAUUUGAAGUGACACUUUAUACUUUCAGUGAAUUACGAGACUUAUUGUCCUGCUUGCAUAUAUUGCUUCAAUUUUCUGUUUGCUUAUUGUAUGACCCACAGUAUCUGUGGCGAACUAUUACAUGUAUUAUCUUUCAUUUAGCAAGCUAUUGUGGUUGUCUUUUGUUCUAAUAUUAAUUUUUCUACAGAAAAAUGUUUGCCAGACUUGCUAUGGUAUGAGUGAGUUAAUCAGGAAAAUGUGAACUACAAUUUUGUUUCCUAUUAACAAUUUCAUUAUCAUCGUUUGUUCUUUAAGAUUUUGUUGAUAAGACUUAUAGUCUUAAGUUUUGAACAAAGGUACAGAUACUCACGAAUGAGAUUAUCAUGUGGAUUUCUAAAGUACAGUCAGAAUGUACUUGUAUCAAUCAUAUUUGUCUUGAAUAAAAGCUUUGAAGACAAAAUGAA
This is a messenger RNA of Lytechinus pictus (painted urchin), 6607 nucleotides long. Its product is annotated as ubiquitin carboxyl-terminal hydrolase 10-like. Lineage: Eukaryota; Metazoa; Echinodermata; Echinoidea; Temnopleuroida; Toxopneustidae. Bases 61 to 2544 code for a protein of 827 amino acids. Gene Ontology annotation, biological process: protein deubiquitination; regulation of autophagy; DNA damage response, signal transduction by p53 class mediator. Gene Ontology annotation, cellular component: cytosol; nucleus. The record is from RefSeq and is a predicted model, not a curated record. Gene Ontology annotation, molecular function: cysteine-type deubiquitinase activity. The transcript has 14 exons.